This is a messenger RNA of Penicillium maclennaniae, 1605 nucleotides long. It is a transcript of the gene gua1, whose product is annotated as GMP synthase (glutamine-hydrolyzing). Gene Ontology annotation, cellular component: cytosol. The record is from RefSeq and is a predicted model, not a curated record. Gene Ontology annotation, molecular function: GMP synthase activity; ATP binding; GMP synthase (glutamine-hydrolyzing) activity. The coding region runs from base 1 to 1605 and encodes 534 amino acids. NCBI's taxonomy places the organism in Eukaryota, Fungi, Ascomycota, Eurotiomycetes, Eurotiales, Aspergillaceae. The transcript is spliced from 5 exons. Gene Ontology annotation, biological process: GMP biosynthetic process.
AUGUCCACCGAGGUGAUCCCCCACAACACCUUCGACACCAUCCUGGUGCUCGACAAUGGAUCUCAAUAUACCCACCUCAUCACCCGUCGUCUGCGUGAGAUCAAUGUCUACUCUGAGAUGCUGCCUUGCACCCAGAAGCUGGCCGACUUGACUUGGAAGCCCAAGGGUGUCAUCCUGUCCGGUGGGCCCUACUCCGUCUACGAGAAGGAUGCUCCUCACAUCGAUCCCGCCUUCUUCGAGCUCGGUGUCCCUAUUCUGGGAAUCUGCUACGGUCUGCAGGAGAUCGCUCACCGUUUGCACGCCGAUAACGUCGUCGCGGGAACCGCUCGUGAGUACGGUCACGCUGAUCUGCAGGCCACUCGCUUCGGUGGCCACGUCGACAAGCUCUUUGAGGGCCUUGAGGAUGCUAUGACCGUGUGGAUGUCUCACGGCGACAAGCUCUGCAAUCUGCCUGAGGGCUUCCACACCAUCGGUACCACCAAGAACUCCGAGUACGCCGCCAUUGCCCACCAGACCGAGCCCGUCUACGGCAUCCAGUUCCACCCCGAGGUUACCCACACUCCCCAGGGUGGCCAGCUCCUGAAGAACUUCGCCGUCGGUAUCUGUGGUGCUGCCCAGAACUGGACCAUGUCUGAGUUCAUUGGACAGGAGAUCAAGCGUAUCCGUGAUCUCGUCGGCCCCGAGGGCCAGGUGCUCGGUGCCGUCAGCGGUGGUGUCGACUCCACUGUUGCCGCUAAGCUGAUGACCGAAGCCAUUGGCGACCGCUUCCACGCCGUGCUUGUUGACAACGGCUGCAUGCGUCUCAAUGAGUGCGACAUUGUCAAGAAGGUCCUCCAGGACCAGCUCGGCAUCAACCUGACCGUUGUUGAUGCUAGCGAGGAGUUCCUGGCUGGUCUCAAGGGCGAGUCAGACCCUGAGAAGAAGCGCAAGUUCAUUGGUGGCAAGUUCAUCGAUGUCUUCGAGGCGGAGGCUAAGAAGAUCGAGGCCCAGAACAACGGCAAGGUCGAGUUCUUCCUGCAGGGAACCCUCUACCCUGACGUCAUUGAAAGUAUCUCAUUCAAGGGUCCUUCUCAGACCAUCAAGACCCACCACAACGUCGGCGGUAUUGCCGAGCGCCUAAUGGCCGGCCACGGCCUGAAGCUGAUCGAGCCUCUGCGUGAGCUCUUCAAGGACGAGGUCCGUGAGCUUGGUCGCCAGAUGAACAUCUCCGCCGAAUUGGUCGGACGCCACCCCUUCCCUGGCCCCGGUCUCGCCAUUCGUGUUCUCGGUGAGGUCACCAAGGAGAAGGUCGAGAUGGCUCGCAAGGCCGAUAACAUCUUCAUCUCCAUGAUCCGCGAAGCUGGCCUCUACGAUGACAUUGGCCAGGCCUACGCCGCCCUCGAUCCCUCCCGCGCCGUCGGUGUGAUGGGCGACAAGCGCGUCUACGCUAACAUCAUCCUCCUUCGCGCCAUCUCCACCCGUGACUUCAUGACCGCCACCCCCUACCCCUUCAGCUACGAAUUCCUGACCAAGGUCUCGACCCGCAUCGUCAACGAGGUGGACGGCGUUUGCCGUGUCUGCUACGACUUCACCAGCAAGCCCCCAGGUACCAUUGAGAUGGAGUAA